This is a messenger RNA of Schistosoma bovis, 1491 nucleotides long. NCBI's taxonomy places the organism in Eukaryota, Metazoa, Platyhelminthes, Trematoda, Strigeidida, Schistosomatidae. The record is from the annotation of a GenBank genome assembly.
GAUUUUUUUCUGACUGUGACUCAUAUUCCGGUGAAAAUCUUCAUGAUUAUUGGAACUGUGACUCCAAAAACUCCUAUAACAUCUGUUGUAGAUAGCUGUCAGAUGCCUAGCCUAACGACAUCGUCGAUUCCUGUAUCUUCAGGUUCUGAGAAUACUAGUGGUGUGCUUCUUAGCAAUUUAUGGACUCAGCUUGACCACAUUCAAUCUACAAUUCCGGACAGAUUAUCGGUUGCUAUGUUAGAGAGUGCUGGUGUGCAAAUGGAAAACAGCGACCCACGACUUGCCCGUUUAAUCAGUCUAGCUGGUCAAAAAUUUCUGACUGAUAUCCUUUCUGAUGCUAUGCUUCAUUGGCGCCUUGCAAAUGGACAACCUACUGGGCUGCUAAACCAUCCUAGUGUGUCCACAUCUAUACCAGGUCAAGCAUCUAAUCCGUCCUCCAUAAAUCCUAUUACAACACCAACGAGCAACCCAAGUCAGUCUAUUCCACAAUCUCCAUCAUCUAGUAAGUACAGCUCAAUCUACUUGUGAUUUGUUAUAACAGUGUUACAUUCACAAAAGUCUCUUCCGUAUAGACUAAAAACACAAAAGAGCGUUGGAAGUUGUAGAUCUAUACAAGAUAAUUAGAGAAGUCCAACCUAUGGUUGCUUAAGGUGAUUGAAUAAUUCUAUCCGCUUAUCCAAUUCAACUUAUAUCCUAAUCGAUUUUCGUUCUAGUCUUCUGUUAUAUAGGUUAAUUUUGAGUGUUUGAUAAGUAACGUUCAGUUUUGGAUUUCUAAAAUAAGUAAACAGAAUACAAAUCAAUAAAUGAUCCAAUGUGGUCAAAUGGUAACAGACUUCUUUUGGUAAUCAGAGAGGGGUUUUGUGGAAAUCUAGUAAUUUAAUAGUUGUAAAAACCAUACAUUAAAUACUUCAUUUGUGAAUUUCCACCAUUUAUCGUUCACAUUCUGUAUGAUUCCUCCAAUUCACAAUUUUUUCUAUUUCCAUUUCUGUUCUCUUCAGCUUGAUCUUCUUAGCUUUCUGCUGCCAGGUUUUCCAUUUCCGACCUGUGUUACAUACUACUUAUGUCGACAGACAUAAGUAGCAUACAUCACGGUAUAAUAAAAUGGUUUCGAUUGUCUAUUCUUAUAACUUAGUCCCAAACAAGGUUCUUGUUGAAGAAUAAUGUACUGAUAGCGGUAUUUGUUUUCCUCUUGUAUUAUAAUAUACAGACCAGUCUGUUUGCUUUUUAAAAGUAAAACCUGGGUAAUACUAAUACUAUUAAAUUUUGUUUUAAAUUCGCACCAUUCAUGUCGACGUUCUAAGCAGAAUAGAAGUUCGUGGUAGUCUCUGAAUAUAACACUGUGACAUGCUACUCACUUUUUACUUUAAUGCUUUAGCUUUACUAUUGUGUUUAAGUCUUGGCCAAGAUGUUAAAAUACCACUUCAUUGUCAUGUGCGAUCUCUUUAAGACGACUAUCUACUUGUUUCCCGUCCAUGAAGUUCCACGUCUCUC